Molecule: messenger RNA, 851 nt
Organism: Nilaparvata lugens (brown planthopper)
Lineage: Eukaryota; Metazoa; Arthropoda; Insecta; Hemiptera; Delphacidae
Exons: 2
Coding region: 17-838 (273 amino acids)
Source: RefSeq, a predicted model, not a curated record
UCCAAAUGGAACAAUCAUGGAUAGAACAUUGCAAUAUAUGGCAUAUGCGGAUGAUGUGGUUUUGAUUGCUAGGAACAAAAGAGCUCUGGAAGAAGGUUUCAACCAACUGGAAAUUGGCUCUCAGAAUACAGGACUCACCAUAAAUGCAAACAAGACAAAAUACAUGUUCAACAGCAGGAUAGAUGGUCAAGAAAACGAAAGGCAACUAGUGAUGGGCAAUAGUAUCUUUGAAAGAGUUGACGAAUUCAAGUACUUAGGUGCUAUGAUAACACAUAGAAAUGAAGUGCAGGUAGAUAUCAAAGCAAAGCUGUCAGCAGGUAAUCGAUGCUAUUAUGCCAUGAAACAUUUUUUGAAUUCCCGGCUCAUCACUAGGAAAGUGAAAAUACAAGUAUAUAUCACCGUUAUUAGACCAGUAGUGCUUUAUGGUGCAGAAACUUGGGUCCCAACUCAAAAAGACGAAGCGCUACUUAAUGUCUGGGAAAGAAAAAUCCUCCGGAAAAUAUAUGGACCUAUCUUCAGUAAUGGAGAAUGGAGGAUACGUACUAAUCAGGAGUUACGAGAGCUUUUCGGAAACCCAGACAUUGUGAGUGAGAUAAAAGUUAGGCGUCUUAGCUGGCUGGGACACCUUGAACGAAUGAGUGACUCCAGGAGUGCGAAAAAAGUCCACAGAAUGAAUCCAGGUGGAAGAAGAUUAAAGGGAAGACCGAGAAUGCGCUGGAUUGAUGACAUAGAGAAUGACCUGAAAGAAAUGGGUAUCAGAGGUUGGAGGAGAAAGGUGCAAGACCGAGACGAAUGGAGAGGCAUAUUGCGGAAGGCCAAGACCCUCAAUGGGUUGUAGAGCCACGGAGUAA